GGGACUAUCAAGUGUAGUGAGUGUAAGUCUUUCCAUAGGAAAAAAAAAAGAUGAAGGGGGAAAGCUCAGCUACUCGAAGAUCGUCAAUAGAGGGGAACACAAAUCCUAUGGGAUCAAGUGGUGUUGUUCUACAGUGGAUGACUGAUAGGAGCACACGAACUCGUCCAUUGAAUCCAUUAAGUCAAGCUGAAACAAGGUCUUUUCCUUCCCAAGAAGGUAACCAAAGCUUGAGUUCAGCUUCUCUAUCAUUCUCUGCACAAGGUGAAGGGAGGCCAAGCAAACUUCCUAUUGUACACAGAGCAUGUCGUGAUGAACCAAAUGGAGGAAAAGAGUAACAAGAGAAAGGGAAGAUCACUAUGAGAUGGUUAAGAUAGUUUGGAGGCAACAUGACUGAAAUGAAUAGUAUUGUUCUUUAUCUUUCCAGCAACUUAGAUGAAACACAUAUGGCUUUUGGCUGGUUUGUCUUUCCAGCAACUUAGAUCAUUUUGAACUCGCUUUUGGGUGGUUUUUGUUCAAGCAACUUAGCUGAUUUUGAGCUGGUUUUUGGUGGGUUUUGUUCCAGCAACUUAGAUUAUUUUGAGCUGGCUCAAAAUCUGGUUUGUGUUCCAGCAACUUAGAUGAAAACAAAGAUGGCUUUUGGGUUUGUGUUACAGCAACUUGCAUCAUUUUCAGCUGGUUCAUGUAAACACCUUCCAUAUUUCCAGGC
Molecule: messenger RNA, 706 nt
Organism: Linum tenue
Lineage: Eukaryota; Viridiplantae; Streptophyta; Magnoliopsida; Malpighiales; Linaceae
Source: the annotation of a GenBank genome assembly